This is a messenger RNA of Mercenaria mercenaria, 2317 nucleotides long. Its product is annotated as hepatocyte cell adhesion molecule-like. The coding region runs from base 573 to 1502 and encodes 309 amino acids. Gene Ontology annotation, biological process: synapse organization. The record is from RefSeq and is a predicted model, not a curated record. Lineage: Eukaryota; Metazoa; Mollusca; Bivalvia; Venerida; Veneridae. Gene Ontology annotation, cellular component: neuron projection membrane. The transcript has 8 exons.
ACGUAUUGGGCAUUGUUAUUCGUCUCCUUUGCUCUAACUGCCUGGGAGUGUAAUACGUGUUUAAUUCCUAUAUUGGUUUUAAAAGAUAUUGCGUUUCUGGACGGAAGGCAAUUACAAUGUUCGUUUUUCCAAAAUGUGAUAACAAAAAUUCGCAUUGAAGUUCUUCAUGAAGCAGUUGAGGAUUUACAAAUAUAAAACCAUUUUGCAAGCAUCGUGUUUAGGGGAACAUUUGUAAUAAUGCUUCCUUGUUCAUACAUGUUUUGUGUAUUCUAUGCUUCAAAAAAGUAUUCAAUAUAUUGUUAGUACCAAAUUGUGAUCUGAAAUGCUAGUAUAUUACCUUUGCAUGUUUUGAUAUUUAGAAUUAUCGUGAGGUAGAAAAACAAAUCAGCCGAAGAAUUAAUAGUCUACGACGGUUCAAAGAAGAAUAAUUUUAAAAAAUUGAAUUGAAGUAUCACGUUCCCUAUGGAUGUAUGUUAACCAAACGUUUUCACAAACAUAUAAAUAUUCAAGGAAUUCCUGGAUGGGAUGGAUGAAAUCAAAUCAAUUUACUAGGAUAUAAUUACUGGCAUAAAAUGGAUUUUGGUAUGCAUAACGUGUUUUACAUCUUUUGGAUUGUGCAGACAUGUGUUCAAUGGCCAAUGGCAAAGUUACUUGACAAGGAGUUUCAAAGAAAAAUGCUUCCACCAAAAUUCUAUCCUACCCCUACGAACGUAACCUAUGAAAAAGGAGGACUGGCAAUACUUUAUUGCUCUAUUGAAAAUCUUGGGACCAAAACGGUCAUAUGGAGAAAACAACCUUACAAUGUUCCAAUAACAGUUGGUCAAGAACAGUUUGUUGAAAUAAACAGGUUUUAUUUAAGUCAUGUCCCGUACCGGGAAGAAUGGAAUCUUCUAAUAAAGAAUGUUCAGCCAUUCGAUGCGGGUACAUACGAAUGUCAGAUAAGCUCAACUGAAAAGGUUUUACGACGAAAUAUUACUUUAAAUGUUGUAGAAAGUAGUGGACUGUUGAAACCAGAAAUAUCAAUAACAGGGACCAGAGUUGUAGAAAAAGGCAAAAGUAUACAUCUGACAUGUCAAGCAUCAGGAACAACUUCUCCUCCAGAGGGAAUAGACUGGUAUAAGGAUGGCAAUAUAUUAACCACAGAAAAGAGGGGUGAUCUACUUAUUGAAAAACAAAUAUCGUUUACAACAAGAAUGAUAGUAAGUCGGCUGACAAUAGCUAAAUCAUAUAUGUCAGAUACAGGAACGUUUGUGUGUAGAACACCGGAGUUACUGACUGCCACGUUCAAAGUGGACGUAUUAAACCACCCAAACGCAGACCCCGAUAGAAAAGAUAAAAGAGGUAUGGAAAAUGAAGCGUUAACACACGGAGGGUCAGGAAAUAUCGGAGGAUAUCCAAGAUAUUCCGGUCAAACAGACAUACAUAUAAAACAAAUAUAUAGACGUAUAAAAUUACAUCACUUAGUAGUAUUUUUAUCUUACUUUGUGACUCAUUUUCGAUAGCAUACACUUCAAAGUAAUCUUGUUAAAUUUGUAUCAUAUAUAUGAAUCGAAACAAGACACGUGCAGCUUUCAUUUAAAGAGGAUAAUCCUGGCUUCUGUUCAACGUUACUUUUUCCUGAAAUAAAAAUCAUGCUGAGAAAUAAAAAGAAAGCAUGGUUACCGUAAUUGUUUCGACGAAAUAACAGUUAGUUUAUAUGUUUCAAUUGUUCAAGAAAUUUCAUAUAAAAGUAGUCGACAAUAUAUUGCAGUCCCAUCAUAAUUAAACAUUAAUAGCAAUUGUUAUUUACGAAGUGGUAUUAAAAAGAAUGAACAAACUUCUAUGCUGUAUAUUAUUAUACAAAAUAUCGAAUAAUAUUACUCAAAAACUGUUUGUUAUUCCAAAUUGUUUUGUAAAGUCUUAGAUUCACAGAGAAGGAAAAGGCAAAAUGAGUGUUUACGUCAUAACAAAGUCAGUAAAUAUGUGGCAAUGUUUAAAGAACACGUACCAUCCAUAAUCAUAACAAAUCAUAACAAAUUUCUACAUGUGGGUCAAUGAGUCAUGUCAGGCGCUUUUGUACUUCUUCUGUUUUGUUGAUAUUAUUUAUAUGACAUUUGUGUAUUAAAGAUAUAUUUUUGUUCAAUAAAUCCAUUUUGUAUAAUAGAAAUGUCAGUUCCUUCUGGAACCAUGUUCGGACAAUACUUUUGUUUCCUUACUGAUGCAAACGAAAUGUAAUUGCUCAUGAAUUCAACAUUAUAUGUAUAUAAUGAAUAACUUUUAUUGUAAAUAUGUAAAUACAUCGGUUAGGCAGUUAUAUUGAUGUAUUAUUUAUCGAUCG